UGCCCCGGUUGUGUCCGGGUAAGAUGGCGUUGGAAGAGCAGUGCUCGGCACCACCUCGAUGGCAGGCCAUAUCAGUGACACACGUAGAGUUUCCCGAGGGGGAUCUCACGGGAAAACUGCUGGCCUACAUUAGUCUCCUUCCCGUAGCUAUUCUUGUGGGCUUUGUCACACUCAUAGUGUUUAAACGGGAACUGCACACAAUCUCAUUCUUCACUGGAGUGCUCCUAAAUGAAGGAGUGAACUGGCUGCUCAAGCACAUUCUUAGAGAGCCGCGCCCUUGUGCAGGCUCCCACACAACUGUGUAUGCUGAGUACGGCAUGCCUUCGAACCAUUCCCAGCUUAUCUGGUUCUUUGUUGUUUACUUCUUUCUUUUUCUUUAUUUAAGAAUGCAUCAGACAAAUAAUGCUCGAUGUGUGGAUCUGCUGUGGAGGCACGUCUUGUCCAUCAUCCUGCUGGGCCUGGCCUCAUCCGUCUCAUACAGCAGGGUCUAUCUGUUGUAUCACACCUGGAGUCAGGUUUUCUAUGGGGCUGUGGCCGGCAGUACGAUGGCCAUCAUCUGGUUCUUUUUCACACAGGAGGUGUUGACACCUCUGUUCCCCAAAAUUGCUGCAUGGCCCAUAUCAGAGUACUUCCUGGUUCGAGACACAAGUUUGAUUCCCAAUAUCUUAUGGUUUGAGUAUACAGUGACCAGAUCAGAGGCUAGGAACAGACAACGAAAGCUGGGAACAAAACUUCAGUGAUCUGCAGAUCAGCAGCACUGUGAAAACUGAGUCCAGGCCCACACUUAGCACACACAGAUACUUUCAUUCACUAACAUAAACAGAAGCUCAAACGAAAAAAAAAAACACACUGGGGAAUCAUAUUUCGGACUGACUUGGCUGCAAGAAAUGUUGGGCUGAAAGCAUUUACCAGGUGGAGAAAGUUGGUGGCGCCUACAGCCUGGGCUUGUCCGUCCACACGCCUUUCUCUCUUGUACAGCUUGCCCCAAAUGCUCUUCAGUGCAUGCAAGACUGUGCAAGAGGCAUUCUAUUUAAUGAUAGAUUAAUAUAUAUUUUAACUAUAAACGCACGCUGACAGUAGGCAGUUUACUGUAAGAGAUUCAAAAGAGCCGCAAUGGAGGCUUUGAUCAAGUUUCAAACAAAUGAUGGGCGUCAUAAAAGCAUGAAUUUAAUGUUUUUUUGUUUGUUUUUGUUUUUGUUUUCUUUUUUACUUUUUUUGUACUUUUAAUUUGGAUAACAGGUGAGUGAGUGGGGAAGGGUUGUUGGUGACAUCUUUGUUGGUAUUUUGUGGAAUUAACCCUUUUUCAUUGUUAUAUAAUACAAAAUGAACAAUUUCUGAAAUUGGUCAUGAUGUAAUGUAAAUACAAAAAACUGCACUUUGUGAAAUUUGCAAGUUAAAAAAGACUAACACUAGUUAAAUGUUAAGAUCCUCCCCUUCUUUUUCUUCACAAGUCCUUGCUUUGUGUCUUUGACUCAGUCCUAAUAUCUGAUCUGUAGGCACUGUAAAUCUUAACAUACCAUCUGUAACCUUGAUUAUCACGGUUCUAAUUUCUGUUCAAUUUUUUAUUUUAUUUUUUUUGUCUGAGGGUGAUGAGACUGAAUCACAGCUGUGAGUUUGUUAUUCCAGGAGAUACAGUGCUGAUGUGCUGCAAAGUUCUUUUUGUUAUUGCCUCGUACAUAGUAGCAACCUGGGAACAGCGUUCCCGGGAAUGGUUUUAUUUUGAAAAUUCCAUCUCUUAUCUUGUUUUCUGUUUUUGCAGAGAAGUUUUCUUUUCAUCUGCAUUUCCAAAGUAACAUUCCUUAUCAUUUAGUGU
Cyprinodon variegatus (sheepshead minnow) is the source of this 1813-nucleotide messenger RNA. RefSeq names its product dolichyldiphosphatase 1 (gene dolpp1). The transcript is spliced from 8 exons. Gene Ontology annotation, biological process: protein N-linked glycosylation; lipid biosynthetic process. The coding region runs from base 24 to 740 and encodes 238 amino acids. Lineage: Eukaryota; Metazoa; Chordata; Actinopteri; Cyprinodontiformes; Cyprinodontidae. Gene Ontology annotation, cellular component: intracellular membrane-bounded organelle; endoplasmic reticulum membrane. Gene Ontology annotation, molecular function: dolichyldiphosphatase activity. The record is from RefSeq and is a predicted model, not a curated record.